UGAUAUGCGUAAACAAUGAUACGAGAUUAGGUUUCUAAAAACCGGUUAAUAACAUUUUAAUCUUGUCAAUUAUUUGAUGAAUUAUCCUACUUUUAAAGUAGUUCAGAGACGUCUUUUACAAAGGCUGUCACUGAUUCACUUCUAGUUAAUAUCCUAAUAGGUUAGCUGAACGUUAACAUAAUAAUUUACAAACCCCGGUUGGAUCUGGAUGCACUAAGAUUUCAACAUAAACUAAAUUAGCAGUUUAACUGCAAGUGACAGAAUGAACCAAAAUGGUGAUACAAAAGUCGCUCUUAUAACUGGAAUUACUGGUCAAGAUGGGUCUUACCUGGCCGAGUUUUUGUUGGAGAAGGGCUAUCAUGUUCACGGCAUCAUCCGAAGAUCAAGUUCCUUCAAUACAGGCCGUAUUCAACACUUGUAUUCCAACCCCACAUCACACAAGGAAGGUCGGAUGAAACUUCACUAUGGAGACAUGACUGAUAGUAGUUCUCUUGUCAAGAUAAUCAGUACAGUGCGACCAUCAGAGAUCUACAAUCUGGCAGCACAGAGCCAUGUGAAGGUAUCGUUUGACCUAAGUGAGUACACGGCUGAAGUAGAUGCAGUUGGUACUCUUCGACUACUCGACGCCAUCAAAACUUGCGGUCUUGAGAAGAGUGUAAAGUUCUAUCAGGCAUCAACCUCCGAACUUUAUGGGAAAGUUCAACAAGUUCCACAAAAAGAAACCACUCCUUUCUAUCCAAGAUCACCUUAUGCCGUAGCCAAGUUGUAUGCCUACUGGAUGGUGGUCAACUACAGAGAAGCCUAUGACAUGUUCACCUGCAACGGGAUACUGUUUAAUCAUGAGAGUCCAAGACGAGGGGAGAACUUUGUGACGAGAAAGAUCACCAGGUCUGUAGCCAAGAUACAUCUCGGACUGUUGGACUCUAUGGAACUUGGCAAUCUGGACUCUAAGAGGGACUGGGGUCAUGCGAAGGACUAUGUUGAGGCGAUGUGGCAGAUGCUACAACAGGAGCGACCUGAGGACUACGUGAUUGCCACGGGCGAGACACACAGUGUGCGCGAGUUCGUGGAGACGGCCUUCAGCCUCGUAGGUCGGACAAUCGUCUGGCAAGGCUGCGGACUGGAGGAAGUGGGGAAGGAAGCUGACACUGGCGUCGUCAGAGUUAGAGUCAACCCGAAAUACUUCCGUCCAACUGAAGUGGACCUAUUACUCGGGGAUUCAACGAAGGCAAGGAAAGCAUUUGGAUGGGCUCCCAGAGUCACAUUUAAGGAAUUGGUGAAAGACAUGGUGGAAGCAGAUUUGGAGUUGAUGAAGAAAAAUCCAACAGCAUGAAAAUAGUAUUAAGGAUGGUAUUUUUAUAAUUAAUCAAUAUUUGUUGCUUUGCAAAAAUCACUUACAUCACCAAUAUAAGUUAAGGCAGUUUGAGAGUAGGUUUAAAUGUAUAAUAUUGGUCUAGUAUGUAGUUUUAUAAGAUCUCUUAUGAAAAGGAAUAUUAAGUUAUACUUCUUAGCUAUCUCAUUAAGGUCGAUUCACACACGUCAGUCCAGUCACAGUUAAGUCUCAGUUGUAUCCGCAAUUCCUCGGUCAACUGUCCGUCAUUUUGUUUCAGUCAGUCUUACGUCACUUUAAUACGGUGAUGUUACAGUCUGGAAUUUUUUAUUAAAACACAAUAUUCUAUUUAAAGUUUUCAUCAUCCAUGUUAUGGUUGGUACAAAUUACAAACAGUAGUUGAAGCAUAAACACAAUAUUUUGAAUAAUAAAAAACAGUAUUUUUUAUGUCAAACACAUGUACAUUGCACAUUCCCCAGGCAUCUAAACAAUCCCAAAAUAUCGAUGGGAAGAAAACUGAAAUUGACUGACUUACGGACCAGCAUUGGAACUGCGCCGGAUGACUGUAUAGCACAAAAGGAAAUUAAUUAAAGAAUAUUUUUUUUUACUGUGGUGUGACUGAACUGCGACGUGCCAGAACUUAUCUGUGUGAAUAGACCUUUAUAAUAGCUUUUAAGUUACUUGAGAUAAAGUUAUUAGUUCUUGAAGCUUUAUAGGGUAUGAGUUAAAACUAUAACAAGAAAAGUCAGAUUUUUUUUUCUUUUCAAAAAAAAAAAAAGUAUAUCAAUAUUUAAAAAAAAAACCUACAGUUCACUUACUUUAGAUUAAAGUUCCCUUAAGCAUAUCAUAUUCAAUAUGAAAAAUGUGUUGUUGUUACUAAAAAUAGUUAACUGUCUGCACAUUUGGAACACAAACCAUACCAAAGUAUUGUUAAGGAUUACUGAGCACUGUCAAUUAAUAGGCGAUAUUGUGAGUUUAGUGCAAGACCACAAAGAUGGAGGAUCAAAGAGCUAUCAUGGUCUUCUCUUGUUAAUCAGGCCAUUUUUUCUAAUAUAAAUAUAUUUUUAAUUCAGAUUAAGAAUCCCCUUAAAGUGAUCCCUUAAUUGAUCGUUUAAGUGAUCCUUUACUUGUUUCAAAUUGUACAGUAAACAAGAUAAGCAACAAAUUUGCAGCAUGGCUCUUUGAUAUCAUGUCAUUGAAUACCUAUUCUCCUUUUUUGGUAUUAAAAAGUGUAUAACACUAAGUUAUAUGAAAAGUAAAAUCAUUGUUAGCUUUUUAAUGAAAAGUAGCUCUUAUAGUAAGUUUAUUGUACACUUAUACUCAUAUUUUAUUCAUAUAUUUAGUUACCUUAACAUGAGAAAGUCUCAGAAAAUUUGCUGUAUCUGCAUUUAUUUUUUAUUUAGUCUAUAUUAUCAGCUAAUUUUUGUGUAUUAUGAAGAGAAGUAGCGUAGUGUUCAUGGCAAGACAUAGUUCCUCUAGGGAUUUUUAAGCUCCCUAGAAGCCAAAAACCCUUUUUUUCAAGCUGUUUUGUGUAUAGGCCUAUGUGUGGUUUUAGGUACAAAAACUCUUGUACACAUUCUCUGAUUUUUAUGGACAUUAGCACUUUGGAUCAAACGAGUAAAUCAAACCUAAUUAAAUGAGAUUGUACCAUAGGAAGGUUGAUUUGACACCCCAAUAUUAGUUUUACCCUGUAACCUAGUUUAAUAUAUGCUUAAAUAUUUUUCACCCUGAAUUAUACAAUGUUAUCUAUACUGAGCAUAAAUCUAAGUGUAAAUGCAGAUUUUCCUACCCGGGAAUUGGGUUGCGUUUCCCAGUACCUUCUGAAUACACAAGUAUCAAGGAUGGUGUUUUCCUAGCUGAAGUUUUCUUUUAACUACAGUUUUCACUCAUCAUUGACUAAAAGAUUUACCUAUACAACAUUCAUAAUCCCGCAGCCGAAAACCAAAGGUAGAACAAUCUGCUUUAAAUUGUUUUUUCAUGAACCUGUUAAAAAACCGCAUAUGAGCAACCAGAAAUUAUUCAUUCAGUCUGCAUGUUUGCUGCAAUAGAGAUAUGUUUGUGAUAAUGAACUAAAUAUAAGUGUAGUGGAGACAGCACACAUGUAUUGUAUUGAACUAAAUAAACCUUAGCAAAUACUUGACAUUUAGAACUGGCCUCGGGUGAUGUGAGGCCCAGUGCAAACAUUCAGAACGGGACAGGGCCGAUUUACCGAAUAGGCACGGUAGGCACGUGCCUAGGGCGCGAGGCAAUUGGCAUUUUUUGGGGGCGCCAAAAGUUUGGAAAUUGAAAAAAAUCGUGGUAGUAUUUGCAUGCUAUCACGGUAAAAUUCUGAUAACCCCUCGCGGCCGUGUAGGCAUCGUAAUCGUCUCCCGCGUUUGCGGCGAGAUUCUUCCUAUUUUCUGCAGUCAGGUCGUUUGGACAUAAAAUUAUCGUCUUCCAUGAUCGAGGCAAUAUCCCGCGGUCGUGAGGACAUUAUCAUUGUCUACCGCAAAUGAGGCAAAAUUCUGAUAUUGUGAUACGUGUGGCCAUAAUCAUCGUCUUGCGCAAUUGUCAUAAAAUUCUGAUCACCCCUCCCGGCCGUGAAGACAUUAUUAUAUUGUCCCGUUGGUCGUUUGGACAUAGUGAUCGCCUCCCGCGAUUGCGGCAAAAUGGUAAUCAUCUCCCGUGGACAUAUGGAGAUAAUCGUUUUUGGCGAAUGAGGCAAAAUUCUGAUCUUUUCCCGCGGUCAUGUGGACAUUAUCAUCGUCUUGAGCGAUCGUGGCAUUAUUGUGAUCAUCCCUCGUGGCCGUGUAGAAAUCAUUAUUGUAUUCCGCGGUUCUGUAGACAUCGUAAUCGUUUCCCGCAGUUGUGAAGACAUCGUAAUUGUCUCCCGCGAUUGCUGUAAAAUGUUAAUAAUGUCCUCAUCCAGUCGUGUGGACAUUGUCAUCGUCUUCCGUGAUCGCGGCAAUACUCUGAUUAUUCGUUGCGGCUCUGUAGAUACCAUCAUUGUCUUCUGCGAUCGCGGAAAAUUCUGAUCAUCCCUCGCGGCUGUGGCUAGACAUAUUAUCGUCUCCCACGAUCACGGAAACGUCACUUUUGUCAUGCGCGAUCACGGUAUAUUGAAAACUCCAGGUAGAAAUACAAAAUUCACGGUUCAAAAAUCUCCUGCAUGAUUCCCGGAUUUCCCGGUCGGUGGACACCCUGUCAUAUAUAUAUUGCAAAGGGGCGCUACUAUUAGAUGUGCCUAGGGCGCUGACAGGGUCAAAAACGGGCCUGGAACGGGAUAACAUUCCCUUCAUUACUACCAAAAUAUUAGUAUCCCAUCAAUACUAACCAAAAUCUCAAUGUAUAUUAUAUAUUUAGAUUUUUUUGUAUUUUGCACCAAGCGAGGGGCCCUGUGUGGCCGCACCGUCCGCCCUUGCCUAAGGCCAACUUAUUUGACACUGUUAUGGCUCUUUUUUAGUUAUGUAAUCCUAAAAAGGGCAUUUAUUUUGUGGAUUAAACUAAAAAAAUAUUUAGUUUUGUGUGAAUUUAUUUUGGGGAAUUACAGCACGGUAUGAUUUAAUCUGACCACCGCAGAUGGAAUUGUCUUGUUAUUUCACUGCCUGUAAUUUGUUUUAAUAAAAU
Macrosteles quadrilineatus (aster leafhopper) is the source of this 4936-nucleotide messenger RNA. RefSeq names its product GDP-mannose 4,6 dehydratase (gene Gmd). Gene Ontology annotation, biological process: GDP-mannose metabolic process. Bases 263 to 1333 code for a protein of 356 amino acids. Lineage: Eukaryota; Metazoa; Arthropoda; Insecta; Hemiptera; Cicadellidae. The record is from RefSeq and is a predicted model, not a curated record. Gene Ontology annotation, molecular function: GDP-mannose 4,6-dehydratase activity. The transcript has 7 exons.